CUGUUGAUUACUUUCAUUCUGUGGGCUCUGAUUCUCAUAUGGGAAUGCCAAAGGCACAGAGGAAAAUGGCAAGUUCCCUAGACUCCCCUCUGCUCGACCUCCUUGUCUGCCUCGUCUUGGUCCAGUUGCUUACCCCUUGCUCAGCUCAAUUUUCUGUGAUUGGACCCUUUGGGCCCAUCCUCGCCAUGGUGGGUGAAGAUGCUGAUCUGCCCUGUCAUGUGUCCCCCAAGAUGAGCGCAGAGACCAUGGAGCUGAUGUGGGUGAAAUCUAGUCUUGGGCAGGUAGUAUAUGAGUAUGCAAACGGGCAGGAAGUAGAAGAGCAACAGAUGGCAGAGUAUCGAGGGAGAACGUCUAUUUUAAGAGAUGGCAUCACUGAAGGGAAGGCUACUCUCCGAAUUUAUGAUGUCAGAGCCUCUGACAGCGGAAGCUACCUGUGUUAUUUCCAAGAUGAAAACUUCUCUGAAAAAGCCAUGGUGGAGCUGGAGGUUGCAGACCCCUUCUUCUGGAGGGCCAGUACCUGGAUGGCAACCCUGGCUGGAACCCUGCCUGUCUUGCUGCUGCUUCUCGCAGGGAUGGGUUACUUCCUCUGGCAAACGCAGAAGGAGAAACAGAGCAGAGCAAGGGAAAG
Molecule: messenger RNA, 628 nt
Organism: Ceratotherium simum simum (southern white rhinoceros)
Lineage: Eukaryota; Metazoa; Chordata; Mammalia; Perissodactyla; Rhinocerotidae
Source: RefSeq, a predicted model, not a curated record